CUGUAGUCCUGUAGAUUAUCUUUGCUAAAGUCGGCUUUUCGGACCUAGAGAGAAAAACGCGGUGUAAGCAAGGUGCAAGCAUAACUGAGACCAUGGUCGAUAAAGCAAGAAAGAUUGCGAAGGAAGAACAUCAUUUUGAAUUCUUUGGUCCGUAUGGCCCCGCUCUGCUUGUCAUUGUUCUGCCCGCUGUCUGCUACGCGCUCAUUCUAGGAUGCAACAAGAACUCAUGUCUUCAGCUGUGGCCAAUGCUUAAACUGUCAUCGUUUGAUGUUAGCAUCAAGUGGUACAGCUGGGAUGCGCUCUUAAUCUACCUUGCGUGGUUUUUCGGACUGGCAUUCCUGCAUGUGGUGCUACCGGGUCAACGAACCGAGGGCGUCCUGCUGCCCAAUGGGAAGCGGCUUGCGUACAAACUUAAUGCAUUCAGACUUUUCGUACUGGUGUACGGAGCUGCGUUUUACUUCGGCUUCUUCACCGAGUAUCUGAACCUGGGCUGGUUGUACGACCAGUUUGCACCGCUGCUGACGGCGUCCAUCAUCUUCAGUUCGUCAUUGUCUGUGUAUCUGUAUGUCUCAUCGUUUCAGAAGGGCCUGCUGCUGAGCAGCCAUGGCAAUACCGGGUACCCCGUUUACGACUUUUGGAUGGGUCGGGAGUUGAACCCGCGCCUGUUGGGAGGCAGGUUCGAUCUAAAGGAAUUUUGCGAGCUGUACCCGGGUCUUAUCGGUUGGGCGCUGUUGAACCUGGGCAUGGCGCACAAGCAGCUGGCGAACCACGGGUCCAUUUCCAACUCGAUGGUGCUGGUCAACGCCUUCCAGCUCUAUUACAUCAUCGAUGCGCUGUGGUGUGAGCGCGCCAUCCUGACCACCAUGGAUAUCACUACGGAUGGUUUUGGCUUCAUGCUGGCGUUUGGCGACCUGGCCUGGGUGCCCUUCACCUUCACGUCUGCUGCAAGGUACCUGGUGGACCAUCCACAGCAUCUGUCCGUCCUGGGGUUGGUGCUGGUUCUGGCAGUCAAGGCCCUGGGCUACUACAUCUUCCGAGGCGCCAACAGCCAGAAGGAUAUGUUCCGGUCCAAUCCGAAUGACCCACGGGUCGCUCACCUGCGCACCCUAAAGACCGAACGCGGCACAUCGCUAAUCGUGAGCGGCUGGUGGGGCACGGCGCGGCACAUCAACUACUUUGGGGACUGGAUCAUGGGGGUUGCUUGGUGCAUGCCGGCAGGACUUGCCGGGCUCUCAGCCGUUGUGCCUUACUUUUACUGCAUUUACUUCGCCGCGCUGCUGAUACACCGGGAACGCCGCGACGAGCAUGCUUGCCGGCAAAAGUAUGGCAAGGAUUGGGACAAGUACUGCGCGCUGGUUAGGUACCGGAUCGUCCCGUAUGUUUACUGAGGCCAGUUGUUGCACAUGCGUUGGGAUUGCAGGGGAGAGGAUAGUGAGGUGGAUAGCAUAAGCGGGAGGGACAGGAGGGGGCUAAGGAUUUGCCAAUUUUUAAUUUACAAAGAUAGAAGAAUUCUUUUAUCCAUUGGUUAAAAUGAGCCUGAAGUGAAAGAGAGCAGGGAGGAAGGGGUCACGGAGAGGUUUGGUGAAGGGACGAGGAUUCUCAGUUGUCCGUUAAUCGUUAGCCCGGUAAGCGGCUUGCCGUCUCUGCUCGGGUGUGUUGUUCUUAUCGGAUUUGGAGGUUUCGGCACUUAGUAUGGCAGAUGUUACAGUAAUCUG
Volvox carteri f. nagariensis is the source of this 1715-nucleotide messenger RNA. RefSeq lists its product as uncharacterized. The transcript is spliced from 6 exons. Gene Ontology annotation, molecular function: oxidoreductase activity, acting on the CH-CH group of donors, NAD or NADP as acceptor. Gene Ontology annotation, cellular component: endoplasmic reticulum membrane. The record is from RefSeq and is a predicted model, not a curated record. Lineage: Eukaryota; Viridiplantae; Chlorophyta; Chlorophyceae; Chlamydomonadales; Volvocaceae. Gene Ontology annotation, biological process: sterol biosynthetic process. The coding region runs from base 93 to 1388 and encodes 431 amino acids.